GAUGAUGAGAAUAAUGAGUAACAGAGCCGUCCUUAAUUUAUAAACGUCACAGACAACGGAGACCUCAUAACUGUCGUACUGUUUCCAUACAACCUAUGGAUUUGGGCGUCGUGUCUGUACCAUAACAUUUUAUGAGCUUUACGCGUAUUGAGUGGAAAAGGGUUGGACGUCAUGGGUGUGAAAGGUGCAGCUCUGAGGGAACGGGUUUGGGGGGCGUCGACCAAUGAGCUUUUUAAUAAUGGGUCAAUGUGGACCACAGAAUCCGUCGGAUUUAAAAGGUUCUACUUAUUAGGACACAUUCGUGCCGCGCAACGCAGUCGUUAUAAACACGUGCGUUUGAACUUUAACAGUUAGUUUACAGAAUGAGAAACACUUUCAACCCAUAAGGGAGGCUACACGGAAUAUCUUCGGGUGUGGACCCAGGACGUCCCGUCAAGGCUGGCUUUGCCCGCAGAGCGCGCGCAGCAACAAGGCUUUGGGACGACCACCAAGAAGCGCGCGACGAUUCAAGUUGCGGCGCCUCGCGCCUGUGCCGCUGCAGCAGGGAUGAUGCUCGCGCUCACCUUUACCUGCCGCCUCCUGCUGCUCCUCCUCCUCUCGGAACCGGUUCACUCCAACAGAUCAGCGCCCUUCCUCAUCACAGAGAACAUGUGGACGGGCGGCUGUCUCCUAGACUGCCAGAGGGGGCGCCACCGUGCCGUGUGCGGCACCAACGGCCGCCUCUACAAGUCUCAGUGUUCCUUCCAGCGCGCGCAGUGCUUCAACACGCAGCUCCGGCCGGCGCCCCGGUCCCACUGCACCGACCCCAGUCAGACCAAGUGUCAGCUGGCCCGUGUUCAGGCCCUGGAGGCCAGCUUCCACAGCAGCGGGGGCGGCCAUACUAGCCCCUCGGCGGCCAUCUUUGUGCCAGAGUGCGGCGCAGAAGGCCACUUCCUGCCGGUCCAGUGCCACAACCAGACCGGCUACUGCUGGUGCUCCACGCGCGACGGCAGACCCAUCGGGGGCACCUCAGUGCUGCUCCAGACCCCCAACUGCACCGAUCUCAUGCCUGAAACGGAGGAGAGGACUGGUGCAGGGUCCUCAGACAGAGAGACCAGUGGACCGACUGGGAAGCUAGGCAGGCCGGGUGCAGAGCCCACGGCCCCUCCCCUCUGGGUGACCAUCCAGUUGAACUCCGACCCCAAAGGGAACCGCUCCACCAGGCAGCCUUCUGACAGUCCUCAGACGUGUGAGCGUGAGCGCCGGUCGCUGCUCGCCGCGGCCCAGGUGCGUUCUGUCAGGCUGGACGACCGCUUCGUCCCAGAAUGCACUGCAGACGGGCGCUACCACCCAGUACAGUGUCACGUUGCCACGGGUUACUGCUGGUGCGUCCGAUUGGACACCGGCAGGCCAAUACCAGGGACCUCAACAAGAAACCAGCUCCCAGAAUGCACGGCAACAGAGGAGACCAGGAUAGACAGGAAGUUCAAAGACAAAGCACUUCUUGGGUGCCCUGUUGCCCGUAAGAAGGAGUUCCUGCAGAGUCUGGUCAGAGCACUGCAGCAGGAAGCAGAGCAUGCUGGGAAACUGCCUCCUCCAAAACCCUUCAUCCCUGCACCUACCUAUUCCUCCUCAUCCUCGGUGACCCCCUCCUCCACCUCCUCCAUCCAAACCACCCCCUCCACCCAAACCAACUCCACCUCCGGCUCCCCCGUGCUUGAGUCGUCUGGGCCAGAGGGGGCGCUGCGGUGGCACUUUGAGCGCCUGGACGUGGACGCCAGCGGGGCGCUGAGCGAGAGGGAGGCACGGCCGCUGCGGCAGUUCCUCCGGCGCCGGCUGAAACCGCGGCGAUGCGCCAAGAAGUUCGCCCAGUACUGCGACCGUGACCAGGACCGAAGCCUCACCCUGGGGGAGCUGUCUGCCUGCAUACACCUGUAAGGACGGCCCAGAGAUCUGUCUGUCUCUCACCCAACAGCAAAUCAUGAAUCCAGUUUACCAGCCCCACCUCCAGAACUCCAACACUGUCUUUCCAGUUCCACUUCAGCAACCAAUCACAUGGCCCCAUUCCUGAUCAUCCAGUCAUUUCAUCGAUCCUUCCUCAUUGUAGCCCAACUCUCCUCACUGGUUUCCUCACCAUGAAGGAUGUAUGGUCAGUUGUUGUUUUGAUAAAUAUUCUUACCAAAUGCAAAUUAUACUUUUUGAAUAAACAUUUCAAUGAUGUAGA
Molecule: messenger RNA, 2203 nt
Organism: Gadus macrocephalus (Pacific cod)
Lineage: Eukaryota; Metazoa; Chordata; Actinopteri; Gadiformes; Gadidae
Product: SPARC-related modular calcium-binding protein 1-like
Exons: 11
Coding region: 547-1917 (456 amino acids)
Biological process (GO): extracellular matrix organization
Cellular component (GO): basement membrane
Molecular function (GO): extracellular matrix binding; protein binding; calcium ion binding
Source: RefSeq, a predicted model, not a curated record